AUGACAAUGAUUCGUCCGCUUGUAGAAAGUCAUCUUUCACAAAUUCACCUACUGUCUGUUAUUCUACACUUUUCAGGUGAAGUGAAGAAGAAAAUAUCGACGUAUGCAGAAGCCUACGGUUCAUCGAAAUUGAAAGAAUAUGAUGUGAUGGCUGCUUUGAAUGCUUCGGAUACAAAAGUGAAAUUGGAAGAAUUUGAAUUAGCACGUCGAAGAAUGGAACACGAAUUUCAGACGAGAUGGGCUAUUUUCUAUCUUGAUGGUAUGUUAGGUUAA
Molecule: messenger RNA, 273 nt
Organism: Trichobilharzia szidati
Lineage: Eukaryota; Metazoa; Platyhelminthes; Trematoda; Strigeidida; Schistosomatidae
Source: the annotation of a GenBank genome assembly